AUGUUUGGCUGCUGCGUUGCUGGCCGUCUGCUGCAGACAAAUCUCCAACAAAUUGACGAUACGCACGCGUUAUUUGAACUACCCAACGCCAGCACAAUCAACCACGUUUGUGUGUUUGUCUUGGGCACUGUGCCAUUUCCCGAAGGAUAUGGUGCGGCCGUCCACUUCCACUGGCCGGGAAAAGGAUUCCAACUCCUUGGAAUGCGACUCACUGAAUUUCUGCCUAGGAUCUCUAACGACAAGCCAUCAGCGAUAUUUCGUUUACGGGGUUCCUUCUCCUCGACAUCAACAUAUCGUGCUUUCGAUCCGAAUUUGUCGAUGAAUGACAGCGGAGACGUUGCCGCCAUUCUCGGCUUGUCCAUUGAACCCGUUCAUGCGAUAGAGUCGCAAUUAGCCGCCCUACCUUAUGCCCUUACGAAAUCUGGAAACGACUUGAGCAUUAACCCUACACUUCUCGCAGAGAAGAUUGUGAAAAACUUGUUCAACUAUGUCUCUGGCUUUACCGGCGGAGGGGCUAUGACGCCUGAACUCGCAGUCCCGAUGGGACUGAUCGCCAGGUGGUAUGAAAAUUUUACUGGAAAGGUUAGAAACAGUGGGCUUGGAUUUUUGGAGAGAGACGAAUAG
Guyanagaster necrorhizus is the source of this 624-nucleotide messenger RNA. Its product is annotated as DUF775-domain-containing protein. Gene Ontology annotation, molecular function: nuclear import signal receptor activity. Gene Ontology annotation, biological process: protein import into nucleus. The record is from RefSeq and is a predicted model, not a curated record. Gene Ontology annotation, cellular component: nucleus; cytosol. NCBI's taxonomy places the organism in Eukaryota, Fungi, Basidiomycota, Agaricomycetes, Agaricales, Physalacriaceae. Bases 1 to 624 code for a protein of 207 amino acids. The transcript has 2 exons.